Linum tenue is the source of this 327-nucleotide messenger RNA. Lineage: Eukaryota; Viridiplantae; Streptophyta; Magnoliopsida; Malpighiales; Linaceae. The record is from the annotation of a GenBank genome assembly.
AUGUCGGGUGCAUUCUCAAGAGGAGCACACACCAUGAACUCCAUGUUCAAGCCAAUGGUGAGGAAAGGCUACCACAAGAAGAGCUCCUCUGCCGCCGGGGACACGGUGAGUGGCCGGGAGACGCCGGCCGCGGCGAAGGUGGAGAGUGAUCAGAGCAAGCUGGGAUCUGAUGGUGGUGGUGGGUAUUGCAGUUGGGUUCCGGACGAGAAGACUGGGAUUUACUACCCCAAAGGUCAGGAGAAAGUAAUGCAGGAAAUCCCUGCCGGAGCCGGCAGAGAUGUUGAUGUGCAUUGGUACUCUCACAAUUAUCAAGAGAAUUGCCUCUGA